AUUAAAAAGUGCGCGCUUUGUAAAUUAGUAUGGAAACUAAUUUAAAGCAGCGAAAGAAAAAGAAAUAUCCCAAGCCAAACCCUCUUUUUGAGAAAUGGUUGACAGAGUGGAAGGAUGAUGCUAAGGAAAAGGGUCUAAAAACGCAAUAUGUAUAUGCUAAGGCUCUUUCAUCUUUAAAAAAAUAUCCUCUACCUCUUUCAAGCGGUAAAGAAGCAAAGAUUUUAGAAUAUUUUGGUGAUAAGAUAUGUGCUAUGUUAGAUGCAAAACUACUUGAAUGGAAACAAGCCAAUAGUUCACCAAGUUGUUCUCAGUCAUCAUCAGAAGCAUCUUCAUCAUCAGAAAAACCUUUGUCCCAUCCAGUACGCAGUAAACCUAAAGAAGUAGUUUCUAGUGUAACAGAAAACCCCGAGAUUAAAACUAUACACAGAGGGAGAAUAGAAAAACUUCUACAAGAACCAACAGAAAUUGAUUUGUGUUAUAGUGAAAAUCCUUCAUUCAGCUUGUUUUAUCUUUACCCAGGCUCCUUCAGCAUAAUAUUGUGUGUUGAUAACUGUGAAACUUCUACUGGUCAAGGCAAAAAUAAGAAGUUAUUUGUGACUGAACUCCAAAAGCAUAGUGUAGAAUUUGAAAUACGAAAGCUCCAUGUUGGAGACUUUCUGUGGGUUGCUCGAGAAAACUGCAGUAAUCCUAGAGAGCUUGUUUUAGAUUUCAUCAUUGAAAGAAAACGAGUAGAUGACCUUGCUAAGAGUAUCAAAGAUGGACGUUUUAAGGAACAAAAAUUUCGAAUGAAAAACUGUGCUUUGAAGCAUCCCAUGUAUUUAGUGGAAAAUCAUUCUAGUGUUAAGCACUGUGGUUUACCAGAAUCAACAUUGGAGCAAGCUAUUGUUAAUACACAGAUAAUAGAUGGCUUUUUCGUGAAGAGAACACAGGGAAUACGAGAGUCUGUUGCAUAUCUUUCUGUAAUGACCAAGUUGAUUAAAAAUAAGUAUCAGAAUCAAACUUUAGUCUCAGCACCAAAAGAAGCUAUGCAAAAGAAAAAGUGCUCAUCUUAUUCAUUUAUGACAUUUAAGGAAUUUAAUUGCUCUUCAGUUAAAAAUAAGACUCUGACAGUCAAAGAAAUGUUUGCAAAACAGUUAUUACAAUUUUUUGGGCUAUCAGUUGAUCGAGCAGCUGCUAUUGUGUCACACUUUGAAACACCUACAAAAUUUCUUGAAGCAUAUGACAAAUGCAGAACAGAAGAAGAGAAAAUCCAGAUGGUCUCUUGUAUAAAAUUUGGAGCUUCUAAAAAGAAUAUUGGUCCAGCCCUGAGCAGAUCCUUGCACCAGUUCUAUUGUCAAAAUUAUCCUUUAUAGUAACAAGAUAUUUUGAAAAAAAUUUCACAAAGAUUGUCAUUCUUGUACAGAUAAUGUGAAAUGACUGAUUCUAGAGAUCAGGUGCCUGCUUAGAUCAACAUAUAACUGCUUAAAAUGGAUGACGUCAAAUGGAACAUCGGAGAUUGUCACAAACAUUAUGGUAGAUCAGAAUUACAAAUCCAAUCGUAAAACAGUUGCAUCUUGAAAGUGAGUGUUGUUAUCAAAAUAAUCGUGAUCGACAAUGAACAUUGCUAUUUGCACAAUGAGCGGGACUCUUAAACUGAAUAAGUAUAUGUGUGAAGAAGCUUCAGGAACACAAAAAACGUGUUUCCAUUGGUUUGUGGACAUAACCCCUUAGUGUAUUUGUAUCUGUGUAUAUGUUUACACAUGUAAAUAGACUGAGUUUAUAUAUAUAUAAAUGGAAUAAAAUAUGCCGUGUGAUUUUAUAAAAUUUGUCAAGAUAGAAUUAAAUCUAAAGAAUGUAUAUAAAUACUAUAUGUUGGAAUGAUUAAAAAUGAUUUAUAUAAUCUUAAAGUUGAACUUAUGUGUAAAUUAUUUUUGGAAGGUCUAUUGUAAUUAUAUUGAUACUUCCGUGGUAUCCACAUUGGCAGCAAAGUGUUUGAAUGCUAAUAGGAAAUUGGUUGGAGAAUAGCAGAAUAUUAUUUACGACAGCUGUUUGCUGUAUUUAUUACUGGUUUAAAGAAUAUACAUCUGGUAAGUUUCGUCAUUCUUACAGUUCUCAUUGUCUCGAUAUGUCUCCAUAUACAGAUACUGAUUGAUGCAGUUACCUGCGAAAAGUAUGCAUGUCUAAUACAGAAAAAGAAGAAUGUCAAAAAAUUUGGUUUUUCUGAAUAAAAGCAAUUCUCUGACUUUUUUUAAAGUUAAAAUAGAUCGAUAUAUACAUGGAGAGGAAUGCCAAUUUGCUCCUCAAUGUUCGAGGAGUCUGCAGUUUUCUGAUUUUUUUUUCCCCUAAAGAUAAAACAGGUGGCUGUGCAGAAGGAAGAAAAUAGAAAGUUAAAUGUUUUAUUAAGGAUGUUUAUUGCAUUUUUAAUUUAGUUAAUUUGUUAAUAUUUUAUGAAAUUUUGAUUGUUUCAUUAUGGUUGUUUGCUUUGCGUAAUUUUUAUUUCAUAGUGGAUGUUUCUUCCUUUUUUAAUUUAAAAAAAAAUUCUUUAUUGUUUUAUGUAAUUUUCAGCACGCCACCAUUUUUUGUAAAUGGGUACUGAUUUUCAUUUAUUAGAUUGGCGAGAAAGUAGUUGCUAAUGUCUGGCGACUUUGCGGGAACGCUAGGUGGAUAAUGCAAAUGUACCAUUAUAUUUACAAUAUUUCUUUAGGGACUGAGAUUUUAUAUAGGUUCCUACAUUCAAGAAAUAAUUACAUUUUAUAUAACAACACAUCCCUUGUAUGAGAACUUUUGGUUAUUUGUAAAAGCAGGAAUAAUAAAAAGAAUAGUCACAAAAA
Molecule: messenger RNA, 2810 nt
Organism: Stegodyphus dumicola
Lineage: Eukaryota; Metazoa; Arthropoda; Arachnida; Araneae; Eresidae
Gene: mus81
Product: mus81 structure-specific endonuclease subunit
Biological process (GO): resolution of meiotic recombination intermediates; double-strand break repair via break-induced replication; DNA catabolic process
Cellular component (GO): nucleus; Holliday junction resolvase complex
Molecular function (GO): 3'-flap endonuclease activity; crossover junction DNA endonuclease activity; DNA binding
Source: RefSeq, a predicted model, not a curated record